AUGUCUCGACAUGAUCACUGGCGGCCGGUGUCGCUUCCUCCUCUUCGAACCACACGAUACUCGGGCUACCCCGAAUAUCCUCAGCUUCCACCGAUCGCCUGCGACCCAUUGCACGACUUGCAUCGAGUGCCCUUUUUGCACAAGAACUCCGAAUACCGAGUACCAUUUAUGGCAGAAUCCAACUUGACCGAAGCCAAUGGCAAUUCGACCACGGCCGAAUCGAGUGCAGAAAAGGCACAUAUGGCAGAAAGACACGGGGAUACGGCAUAUGAUCCUGGGGCGCGAUCUCCAGCCGACACCCACAACGACGUUCCAUUGACACCUACACACGCAGAAGAACAGCCAGUCGAAAGACAAGAAUUUAUGAGCGGGUGGCCGCUGUACAUGCUUACUAUGGGCAUCUGGAUCUCCCUCUUCCUAUCGACUUUGGAGACGACAAUUGUCAGUACAUCUCUGAUUGCGAUAUCAGAUUCUUUAAGCGGCUUCGAGCUUCGAAAUUGGGUAGUCACGGCAUACUUCCUGACCUACACCGGAUUUCUCGUUAUUUAUGCGAAACUCGCUAGCAUUUUCGGAUCCAAAACGAUGUUCAUUUUCGCUCUGACUAUGUUCACGGUCUUCUCGAUUGGCUGCGGCUCGGCAACAACCAUGGAACAAUUGAUCAUUCUUCGGGCAUUCCAAGGGAUUGGCGGGUCAGGUAUCUACUCUAUGGUCCUAGUCAUUGCACCUGCGCUUGUUCCCAAAACCGAAUACGGAAAAUACAUCGGUAUCAUUUCAUCAGUUUUUGCACUGGCCAGUAUCACGGGACCGCUUGUUGGUGGCGCCAUUUCUAGUAGCUCAUCGUGGAGAUGGGUGUUUCUGCUAAAUGGUCCGCCCGGCUUCGUGGCAAUUGCAAUUGUUGCAAUCUUUCUGCCGGCAAGCAAAACUGAGCGCACGACCGAUUUCAAGACUCGCAUGAAAAACAAGUUCACCCGCGAGACCUUGCAACGAGUCGACUUCAUUGGCGCAGGUUCGCUUCUAGGUGCCUCUGUCCUCCUGGUAUUUGCCCUCGAGUCGGGCGGUACACGAUAUCCAUGGGACAGCUCAGCCAUAUCAUCCACUUUCAUCUUUUCGGGGAUUUUGUGGAUAGUUUUCAUUGUAUGGGAAAUCCGCUUGGAAAGGAAGGACAACAUGCCACAAGAGCCCAUCUUCAUCAUGGGUCUACUCAAAGACCGACAGCUGGCCAGCAUGAUGUUCACAACAUUCUUCAUUGGAUUCCCCUUCGUCACCAUCUUGUUCAUCAUCCCACAACGAGCACAAGCAGUUUAUGGACUGAACCCUGUGCAGUCGAGUUUAUCUGUUUUGCCACUGCUGCUAACAUCCCCAUUCGCCACGGCGAUUUCUGGCGUGCUCACAUCCAACUACAACGUGCCACCAGCUCACCUCAUUCUCAUUGGAGCUGUGAUUCAACUGGUUGGAGUUGGUCUCGCUGUGAGUAUCCCUCUCACUGGAGAUCAUAUAUCGGCCUCCCAAUAUGGUUUUGAGGCCGUGAUGGGAGUUGGCUUUGGGUUGACACUGAGUACGGUGUUGACACUGGGUCAACUCAUCGUAAGCAAAGAAAACGCGGGUAUUGUCAUGGGUGCACUCACUCAGAUUCGCGUUCUCGGGGGAACGAUUGCCUUGGCAAUAUGCUCUGCUGUCCUCUCCAAUGAUUUGAGGGCAGGUCUUGCUGGACUCAUCAGACCAGAUGAGUUCGGGCAGAUUGCAGAAUCUUUGUCGUCGAUCAACGACCUUGACCCGGAACGCGCCGCCAAAGUUCGCCUGGCGUUCGCAACGGGAUACAAACGACAAUUCCAAAUUCUCACUGGAUUCAGCGGUCUAGCCCUUUUGGCGGCCUUGUUUCUUUUCAGUCGACACCCUGUGACAGUAAAAGGUGCAGCAGCUAAGGAGACUCCGGGAACAUCAAUCGACUCGUAUGAGCUAGCUGCAAGAGGAUCAUCUGAAGCUCAGAGAAACACAUAG
Molecule: messenger RNA, 1998 nt
Organism: Colletotrichum karsti
Lineage: Eukaryota; Fungi; Ascomycota; Sordariomycetes; Glomerellales; Glomerellaceae
Product: MFS multidrug transporter
Exons: 8
Coding region: 1-1998 (665 amino acids)
Biological process (GO): transmembrane transport
Molecular function (GO): transmembrane transporter activity
Source: RefSeq, a predicted model, not a curated record